UUCUGACUUAGUUCUUACAAGGCAAAUUGGUAAGGUUAAUUUCUUGCCAACCUGUAUGGGAUAGUUUGUCUAGAAAUGAUGCUAUAUUCUUGUCCCAAUUUAUUAUGACUGUCAGUUCUGCUGCAAUCUAGAACUCCUAAUGAUUAUUUUCAUCAAAGACUUGAUGUCAAGAACACCUCUUUCAGUUUUACCUGCCUUGUCAGCAUUACAUUUACUAUCUGUUAACAUGGUGCUUCAUUUAAUUUUUGAGAUAAUUUUGAGCAUAGAACUGCAAAAGGUGUGACAUUUACUAUUUGUAGACAUGCUGCUAUCUGAUUUGAAGCGACUCACUCGUUGCCUAAUCCAGAACGUCACCUGUUUCUUCAGCAGUGUUAAGGUUGCAGAAUGGUUGGUCCAAAAAAAAAAGGGUUGCAGAAUGGUUUCAGUAAUGGACAGUUUGACUGCUGUUGAUAUCGCCUUCUGGUUUUGUUAAAGAAAAGGGUUAAUUUAAUAUAUUCCACUGUAAUUUUGGCGAAUUCGAAAAACACCGCUGCAAUUCUCAUCAUUUCAAAAAUGCCAGAAAAUGCUGGUGAAUUAUUAACAUAAACCUGACCAAACUGGAUGGUGGGAUGCACCAUGAGUUGAUGACCAAAAUGUUCUGCUCGAGUCACUGUCGCCUCAUGACGUAUGCAUGGAAAAAAAAAGCAACAAUUUCCUGGAAGUUCAGCAGAAAGUAACCCUUGGUAAAGCUUGAACCAAAUCUAAAUCUGGUCUCUUUACUGAGGUCAGCCUCUGCGGCAUUGAACAUGACCAGAUUGGCGUUGAUUAAAGAAAAAACUUCAGUGUAGGCCCAGUGGCGAAUCAGCCCAAAUGGGCUGGCCUUCCACAUCCCCACCCCUAUAUAUACGAGUAGCACAGGCCGAACUAUCUUCCUCGCGUGUCAACAGUCAAAACACUCGUCUCAAAACACAAGCCCAUCCAUCCCCACCACGAAACGAAGGCAGCAAGAGGAGCAGCAAUGGCGGAAGCGGGGAGCAGCGGCGGCGGCGUCCGGACGUGCGUUACCGGAGGCGCCGGGUUCAUCGGCUCGUGGCUCGUCAGGAAGCUCCUCGAGCGCGGCUACACCGUCCACGCCACCCUGCGAAGCAUCGGGGACGAGGGGAAAGCGGGGCUGCUGCGGCGGCUCGUUCCAGGGGGGGUGCCGCCGGAGCGGCUGGUGCUGUUCGAGGCCGACCUCUACGACGCCGCCAGCUUCGCGCCGGCCAUCGCCGGAUGCCAGUUCGUCUUCCUUGUCGCCACGCCGUCCGCGCACGAGGCCGCCGGUUCCAAGUUCAAGAAUUCGGCAGAUGCAGCUGCGGACGCGGUGCGCGUCAUCCUCCGGCUAUGCGCGGAGUCCAAGACGGUGAAGCGCGUCAUCCAUACUGCAUCGGUGUCAGCCGCUUCACCACUGCUAGAUGCCUCUAGUGCCGCCGCUGCCAUGUACAAAGGUUUCAUUACUGAAUCCUGCUGGACUCGGCUCGACAUCGACUAUCCUCUUCGGAGCGUGCACUUUGAUAAGUACAUAGAGUCAAAGAUCCUGUCGGAGAAGGAGCUCCUGAGCUACAACGUCAGGGAGAGCCCCGCGUUCGAGGUGGUCACACUGCCCUGCGGCCUCGUCGGAGGGGACACGGUCCUCGGCCACGUCCCGGAGACAGUGGAGAGCGUGGUGUCACCGGUGACAAAGCAAGAGCUCUACUUCAUGCUCCCAAGGAUUCUACAGGGGCUGCUGGGCUCGGUGCCGUUGGUGCACGUUGAUGACGUCUGUGCCGCGCUCAUCUUCUGCAUGGAGCAGCCUUCCCUCUCUGGCCGGUUCUUGUGCGCCGCUGCUUACCCGACGGUCCAUGACAUUGUGGAUCACUAUGGUCGCAAGUACCCUCACCUUGACCUCCUCAAAGAGAAUGAUGAGGCAGUGAAGGUUCAAUCUGAGAGGAACAAGCUUGGGGAGCUGGGUUUCAGGUACAAGUACGGGAUGGAGGCGAUACUAGGUGACAGCAUCGGCUGCGCCGUGAGGCUGGGCUACAUCGAUGCAUCCAAGCUCAGCGGGCAGUAGAAAUGAUGAACUCAUGUCAUGUGCUGUGUAUGGCAAGUGACCAUCUGUCUGCCGCUUAAUUGUUUUGCAUUUUACACUUUCCAGAGAUCAUAUUAUUACACAUACAUGUAUUACACUAGUAGAGAGAAGAAAUGCACGUAAAUUAACAUCUGUUCGCUAUUGUUGUUUUUUAGCAUAGGUGUGAUCCUUUCAGUAUUUUUCAAUAUUUGUCCUGGAAAUGAGAGAAAGAACUCAUGCGCAGAUGUGUGUUAAUACUAAUUUGCACUUAUAGCU
Messenger RNA from Brachypodium distachyon (stiff brome), 2341 nucleotides. Its product is annotated as putative anthocyanidin reductase. Bases 998 to 2068 code for a protein of 356 amino acids. Lineage: Eukaryota; Viridiplantae; Streptophyta; Magnoliopsida; Poales; Poaceae. The record is from RefSeq and is a predicted model, not a curated record. The transcript has 5 exons. Gene Ontology annotation, molecular function: oxidoreductase activity, acting on the CH-OH group of donors, NAD or NADP as acceptor.